AACACACACAUAUAAAACUCAGUACUCGAAAACUUGUCUCAUAGAACGAGUUCAGUCCAUGUUGCGUAUUUUAUGAAUCGGAAUGGCGCGUAGACAGAAUUACAUGAUUCUGGAGCCAGCUUACAGACGGCUACAUAAGCUUAAGGAGAUGGCAACAGAAGAGAAUGUGUCACCAAAAAUCAGAGCUGAGAUAGACGCCAUUAUUGAUUUGCUUAAGGUCCGAGCGGACUACUGUGAAGACCAAUCAACAAAACCUAGCGAGGAUCUUUUGAGACUCAUGGAAGCUACGCUACAUCACCAAUGGAAAGAUGCAUUUGAACAAGGAAAGCUUAGUUAUGUCCCAACUACCCUGAUGAUGUCAGGAAAUUUAGAAGCACAGUUUCUGCGAUCCUUAUCAAGCUUGGGUAACGCUAGGCGUGUCCUGGAACUAGGUCUGUUCACCGGAUGUACGGCUUUGGCGCUUGCGGAAAGCAUACCGGAAGACGGGAAAGUGGUGUCUUGUGAACUUGACCCUUAUAUUGCUGAUCUUGCAAGGUCACUUUUGGAUAAAACAGAAUGUGGGAAAAAAGUUGAUAUCAUGUUAGGUGAUGCCAGGGAGUCAAUGAGAGCGCUCGCCGACAAGAAGAUGCAGUUCGAUCUGAUUUUCAUAGAUGCAGACAAAGAAAACUACAGUGUUUAUUACAAGAUGAUAUGGGAACUAGGGCUUCUAGCACCCAAAGGGAUGAUACUGGUGGACAACGCCCUAUUUUUUGGAGAUCCUUACACUAAGGAAGGGUACAUGGGCAAGGCAGGAGAAGGGAUUACCAGUUUCAACGACAUUGUCAGAGAGGAUGGAAAUGUUCACAAGAUUUUGGUGCCAAUACGUGACGGCCUGAUGAUCAUAAGAAGAAUAGAUGAUGUGAAUGUCCACAAAUAGAAGACUGAAAGACAAUUUUAAAGAUUCUAGCAGACGACACAGGCG
Messenger RNA from Magallana angulata, 961 nucleotides. Its product is annotated as O-methyltransferase MdmC-like. The transcript is spliced from 6 exons. The record is from RefSeq and is a predicted model, not a curated record. Bases 83 to 916 code for a protein of 277 amino acids. NCBI's taxonomy places the organism in Eukaryota, Metazoa, Mollusca, Bivalvia, Ostreida, Ostreidae. Gene Ontology annotation, molecular function: O-methyltransferase activity; S-adenosylmethionine-dependent methyltransferase activity.